GACGAUGAACACAUGAUGUGCCCUAUACGCAGCGUAUUUACGGGAUCAGUCGCAUGCGGCACGUGCACCGGCGAUUUGUGAAUAGCCUGAAAGUUGUGAAGUGCCGACAGUCACCGCGAACACAAAGGAAAAAUGAGUGUCAGUAAAAAAUUGUUGACACGUAAUGGAAUUCCUUUGAAGAUUCACGUGAUCGUUCCCGAUGUUCGACGGCUCAUGAGCUGCAUGUCCCUUGUCGAGAAUUAUGGAGGAGAACUGUCGACAAUUGAUGUCGAUACCAUUGUCUUGAUAGAAGGUGCCACUUCACGUCUGAAUCGCGAGUGCUUUCAUGUUAAUUGGCUCUAUGACAGUAUUGAAAGGAAUAAACUUCAGGAGAUUGAAAAAUACAAAAUUUCAUCAACAAUCAACGGGGAAAAGACCCCUGAGAUUGAAGUGAUCUCAUCUGAUCACGUAAAAUCAGCCCAACAAUUAGAAAAUCGUCAGGACGGCCCAGUGGCCUUCAGCUGCCAUCGUUGCCAUCACCCAGUCAUUGAAUUAAUGAAAGCAAAUAUUCCCCGAGUUUUCGUUGCCUCAAACGAAUGGAAAGUAUUCCGUUGCUCGUCUUGCAAGGGAUGGUAUUACUUUCAUCCUUCAGACGAUUCCAUCACUGCUGUUGACGAAUCCCUGGCAGCUCCAAUCAGCCAAAACGAUAAUCAAAAAAGUGAACAUUUAAUGGAGUUCAAUUAUUCGGAUGAUUCAGGCAAUUUUGGUCCUCAAGAUUUAGCCCAACUUGACUGGUACAUGUCCAGUCACAUUGACUCUCGAGAUUCGACAGUCACAUCUGAUGCAUCACAAAGUGCAUCUGAUAUCCAAAACACUGGAGUCACUUCAUCAGCCCCAUCACCUAGUGAUAAUACAGCUCAAUCGAAAAAGAAGAGGAAAGCUGUCAUCAAGAGGAAGAAGUCGCGCUCUACUCACAGCAACGAUUAUUCGAAGGAGGAAAAUGAAGCUAUAAUACACUUUCUCAUAAAAAAUGGGGCAAUAUCGAAAGCAAACGGUCGAAAAAUCUGGGAGACUGCAGAAUCUCAAAAACUCCUGACUGAUCCGUACCGUUCUGCUGAUGGCAUGAGGAAUCACUUCGCCGGUAAUCUACGAUUUAAUUUUCGAAAGUACACGAAUGAUGAAGAAGCAAUGAAGGAAUUCGCGGUGAUUAAACAGAAAGCCCUGCAGAAUCGUAUUCUGAAUUAUUCUAGGAGAUUGAUUCAAACGAUUAAUUGUCAUGAGAUGGAAUGAGAGAUGAUUCAUUUCAUUUAUAUGUGAUAAGAAGUGAUAUUUCUAGGGGUCAGUGGGGUAAAAUGGACACUUGAAUUAUUUUCAAUGUUCAUAACUCAGACUCAAAUUUAUCAAUUUAAGUCUACA
Molecule: messenger RNA, 1395 nt
Organism: Diachasma alloeum
Lineage: Eukaryota; Metazoa; Arthropoda; Insecta; Hymenoptera; Braconidae
Exons: 5
Coding region: 133-1269 (378 amino acids)
Biological process (GO): telomere maintenance via telomere lengthening; regulation of DNA-templated transcription
Cellular component (GO): shelterin complex
Molecular function (GO): telomeric repeat DNA binding
Source: RefSeq, a predicted model, not a curated record